This is a messenger RNA of Aspergillus melleus, 3772 nucleotides long. RefSeq lists its product as uncharacterized. The transcript is spliced from 2 exons. Lineage: Eukaryota; Fungi; Ascomycota; Eurotiomycetes; Eurotiales; Aspergillaceae. Bases 246 to 3431 code for a protein of 1061 amino acids. Gene Ontology annotation, molecular function: protein binding. The record is from RefSeq and is a predicted model, not a curated record.
CGACCGCCAAUCGCCUCGAUAUGCAUGAUUGCGGAGCCAAUCUACGUGGUCGUCCACAUGCGCUAUUGAGUCCCCGAACCAGCGCAUGGAUCCCGAGGAACGAGCCCGGAAAAAGAAAGCACAUCUGCUGCGGGGCUGAACUUAUUAAUUCAGCAUGUCAGCUUCUCCGUCUUCCGGUUCGUUCCCUACAUGAAAGCAUCCGCAAAGUGAUGUGCCGGUCGGCUCUCUGGGAACACAUCUGAGACAUGGGUCUUCGAACAUGGGUAAGAAAAUGGUUCCACUCGGAUCGGUCGGUCAGGGGAGUUGAAAAUGGCUCUGCUUCGCCAUCGCCUACCGCUGUCGCUCGUAAGCCAGCUUCGCAGGCAGUGGUUGUGAAUGGUAGCAAGUGUCGGGAGACACAUCCCUCAUCAGAUAAUGAGGGGGAAAGCAGGGCUCAGAGAGCACGUGGACUAGAUUCGCCCUCACUAUGGGACCGGGCGUAUGACUCUGUGGAUUCCAAACUGGUCCAGAAGUACGAGAAACUACUCUCCACAAAUCUGCAGACACCUGGUGGUACUGCUGAGGAGCACGUUGACUUGGACCAUGUCGCCAACAGGAUUGAGCGACAAGAUGCAAAGACCCGUCAUGACCAGAUGAAGCAGGUUACUGAAAACUGCUUGCAACGUCUUGAUGAAAGAGACCUGAAAUACCACAUCGGCAGUCGUGAAUAUAACUUGGAAGACCAGGUUGCCAAGACCGUUCAGGUGUUGCAGAACAUGAAAGGUUUCAUCGACGAAGCAGUUAGAGCGUCUCCGGAGGCAUCGCUUGCCUGGGCUAGCGUUUGCCUCUUCCUACCGAUCAUCACGAGCCCUCUCGCGGCAAAGCAAGCUAACGAGGAAGGAUUCACCUAUGUCACUUCUCGAAUGAGGUUCUAUGUCGCUCUAGAGGGAUUGCUAUGGCCAAGCAACUGUAAAGACAAUUCCGAGUCCUUAAAACAAGUGAGAAUAGAGCUCGAGGCAACCAUUGUGAAUCUUUAUAAGCACAUUCUCAACUUUCAGAUGAGAAGCGUCUUGCGGUGCUACGAGAGACGUGGCUUUAUCUUCCUUCGCGACUUGGUACAGUAUGAUGGUUGGGAAGGGAUGGUGAAUGAAAUCACGAAGCUCGAAAAGCGUGUGGAAAGUGAUUCCAAGCAGCUGAAUCUCAACACAUCUAGAAUGCUUUUUGAGAGUAUGGAGGAAUCUAUGAGCAAAUACACUGGUCUCAUGGAGAACCUGCAAAGUUUGUCUGAGAAGCAGCUCGAAAUCAGCAAGCAACAGCUUGCAGUCAACAAGGAACAACUUACAUUCCACGAACGGGCCGAGAGAAGGAAGCAGUCCGAGAGGGAAUCAGAAUGUCACCAGCUGUUCCGACUAGCCCGUGAUGACAGGGAUAGCUCGUAUGAGUGGUACAAGAACCUGGUAGAAGAUGCGAUUGAUGGAACGUGCGAAUGGUUUCUUUCAAGGGAAGAGUUUCAAUCCUGGGAACAGGGACAGUCGGGAAUCUUAAUAGUCUCUGCUGAUCCCGGAUGCGGGAAGUCGGUUCUUGCCAAGCACCUAAUCGACAAAAGACUAGCUGAAUCGUCGACUAUCUGUUAUUUCUUCUUCAAAGACCAACUACAGAACAGGGAAAACCAAGCACUAUGCGCUUUAUUGCACCAACUCUUUUCACAGAGGCCCCAGCUUAUCCGACAUGCAAUGCCCGAAUAUCGGCAAAAUGGCCACAGCCUUGUGAAAGUAACAUCAGCACUGUGGGACAUUCUGUGGAAAGCAACAAGUGAUCCUGACGCAGGUUCGGUGGUAAUUGUUCUGGACGCCCUGGAUGAGUGCAUCACAGAAGAAAGGUUUGACAUGAUUAACAAGUUGAACCGCACACUCAGUGAGAAUACUGGUCUGACUGGAAAGACCAAGUUCCUUUUAACCACCCGACCAUACUCGCAGAUAACAUCUAAAUUCGACGAGCUUGUGGAGAGGUUCCCUCAUGUUCACAUACCAGCAGAGAGUCAGUCAGAGAUGAUAAGCCAGGAGGUGAAUCGUGCCAUUGGCCGGAAGGUUGGCCAACUGACGAAGCUCGGUCCAAAGGCCAGGGAGUACCUUCAGGAAAGGUUGCUCGCCAUUGAGAACCGCACGUACCUCUGGGUGAGUCUGGUAAUCAAAUACAUCGAGACUUCGAGCAUCCCAAACACCAAAUAUGGAGUUCGCAAGGCUCUCAAUAUACUCCCAACGAGUGUCAACGAAGCAUACGAGAGAAUCCUCAGCAAAUGCGAUGGUGGGGACGGGGCUUCCAAGGCCCUGAACCUGGUUCUGGCAGCGGUCACUCCCCUAAGCCUCACUGAGAUGAACAUUGCUAUGAAUGUCGAUGGAUCAACAAAGUCCCUCGAGGACUUGGAUCUCGAAGAUGACAAAGACUUCAAGGCCAGGCUGAGGGACAUGUGCGGGCUCUUCAUUUCAAUAUACGACGACAAAGUCCAUUUCAUUCACCAAACCGCUCGAGACUUCCUUGUGAAGAAACAACACGAAACAUCCAAAACCGGUCGCAGUUCCUGGAACGGCACUCUCAACUUGCAGAAUGCGCAUCUAGCCCUUGCAGAGAGUUGUAUUUUCUAUCUCGACUCGGACAUCGCCCUGGAGCAUCGCCAGUUCUCGCAAUAUGCUGUGCGAAACUGGAUACAUCAUCUACGCGAAUCACAAGCGGUGCCUCAAGACGAGCUAGAGGCUUCGGUACUUCAGCUCUGCGAUCCAAGUUCAGAUAUUCAUAUACGCUGGCCUGGGCUCAUGGGCGAAAUAGCCCCUCUGUGUAACAAGGAUCCUUUAUGGACAGCCAUCUGUCUUCGACUUGGUAAUGUCGUUGAAAUGCUUAUCAAGCAUAGUGAUGUGGACUUCGAAUCAAAACACUUCGGAGAGUGCACGCCAUUGGCAUAUGCUGCAAAGGAGGGCUAUGAGGAUAUUGUUCGAAUCCUACUUGCAUCAGGAAGGGUUCACGCAAAUGCGCGAGUGGCACAUAAACAGACACCCGUUAUGCUUGCUAUCAGAGGAAAGAAGGAAGCCGUCGCAAAAGUGCUUCUGAGGGCAAGUGACAUUGACCUUGGCGCGAGAGAUGAAACCGGCCGAUCAGUCUUGUCAUGGGCUGCGAUGCGGGGAUGUGUUUCUAUCGUGCAAUACCUUUUGGCCUGCGACGAUGUGGACCCAAAUGUAGCGGACAGGAGUGGGAAGACCCCGCUUUUCUGGGCUGUUGUCCAGGAUGAGAUACUUGUCGUGACACUUUUGUUACAGUCGUUUAAGGUUGACCCAAAUGUCAAAGAUAAAAGGGGAAGAACGGCUUUAUCGUGGGCAACCAAGCACGAACAAGUCUCCAUUCAAGAAUUGUUAUUGAGGUCAGCAAAGACUGAUCCGGACCUAUCCCUUCAAGACGAGUGAUUACGUCUACUCUUUUCUGUGGGACAUGGGCCAUCCUUUAUAUUGGACUUCGAUCCUGCUCAAUGAGACACAUCGAGGAAACCGUUCUGUCGUAUGGUUUAGGUUAGGUUAAUACUUCUAUCGCUACUAGACAUCUGGGUCAUGCCACUACUUUCAUAUCACAAUCUGAUUGCAGUUUUUCUUUUGUUUGCUCUCGGCCGGAAUCAUCGAUAGUUCUCUUAUUGCCGCCCAAAUCCCGUGUACCGAAGAUCUGCCUCAAAACGUGGGGAAGCGGGAUGCGGAGAGCGGGGUACACAUGACUCGGCACUAUUAACCGAGACACUGGUUUUAUCCGAUUGGGC